CCCCGCUCAGCUCUGGCUCCUAGGUGGCCGGGUGUCUGCUGCGGCUUAAACUCUGCUCAGCUGGAAGGCUGGAACUCGGUGUCUAGCUGGAGCUUUGAGUUUGCUGAGCCAUGGAGCGCACAGCACCUGACUUACAACUCAUGCCAGAGAUGACGAAGGACACCCAUGUCCCAGCUCCGGACUCUGGCUGCUGUCGAACUGCUGUCACCGCUGUUGUGGCCGUCAGUACAGUUGUCCUUACCCUGGGAGUCCUUUUGGCCUUCCUCUCUGCGCAGGGGGUGCUGGUGGAGCACACAGCGCAGCUGCAGGGGAUCCGAUUCUCCAGCUCUCUUCAGCAGGAGACCUCCCACUACUACCGCCUGCUCACGCCUGCGCUGCAGACACUGUUUGUGAGCAGUUUCCACAAAACACAGUUGGAAUCGAGCUGUGCAGGCUGUACAGUGCUCAGUUACAGGGAUGGGAACUCCAGCGUAUUUGUGCAUUUCCGGCUCCACUUUCUGCUCCGAGCCCUCCAGCCACUGAGCCUGGACCAGGAGGAGGACAUCUUGCAGAAAGGCAUCCAGGCAAGACUGCAAGGACACGGUCUUUCCCUGGCUGCCUAUGGCACCAUCGUGUCAGUGAGGCUGACAGGAAGAUGUGACAGUCCGGUGACCGAGAGGGACUUGAAGUCAGGCCGCUGCCCUGGGAACGCCUUCUCCUGUGACAACAGUCAGUGUGUGAACAAAGAGAACCCGGAAUGUGACACCAGGGUGGACUGCUCCGAUGGGUCUGACGAGGCCCAGUGCGACUGCGGCUGGCAGCCUGCAUGGAGAUCGGCCGGCAGGAUUGUGGGUGGUGUGGAGGCAGCCCCCGGGGAGUUCCCCUGGCAGGUCAGCCUUCGGGAGAACCACGAGCACUUUUGUGGGGCCACCAUCAUUGGGGACAGGUGGCUGGUGUCUGCCGCCCACUGCUUCAAUGAGUUCCAGGACCCUGCGCAGUGGGCGGCCCAGGCGGGCAGCGUGCUCCUGAGUGGCUCGGAGGCCAGCGCUGUGCGCGCCCGCGUGCUCCGCAUCGCCAAGCAUCCCGCCUACGACGCCGACACCGCGGACUUCGACGUGGCGGUGCUGGAGCUGGCUCGCCCGCUGCCCUUUGGCCGCUACGUACAGCCCGCCUGCCUCCCCGCCGCCACGCACGUCUUCCCGCCGCGCAAGAAGUGCCUGAUCUCGGGCUGGGGCUACCUGAAGGAGGACUUCCUGGUGAAGCCGGAGGUCCUCCAGAAAGCCACGGUGGAGCUGCUGGAGCAGAGCCUGUGCGCCCGGCUGUACGGCCACGCGCUCACCGACAGGAUGCUGUGUGCAGGCUACCUGGACGGCAAGGUGGACUCCUGCCAGGGGGACUCGGGGGGACCCCUGGUGUGCGAGGAGCCUUCCGGAAGAUUCUUCCUGGCCGGCAUCGUGAGCUGGGGCAUCGGCUGCGCGGAGGCGCGGCGACCCGGCGUCUACACCCGCGUCACCCGCCUGCGGGACUGGAUCUUGGAGGUGACCGGCUCGGCCGCCGCCCCCACCGCGGCCCCUGCGCCCGCCGCCCCGAGCACCCCCGGGCCCGCCAGCCCCGACGCCCCGGCCAAAGCCACGGCGGCGGGGGCGACGAGCAGCCCCGCGCCGCGCCCCGGCCCCGCCGCCCAGCCGCAAGAGUGUGGGGCCAGGCCUGCCAUGGACAAGCCCACUCGGAUUGUGGGCGGGCUCAGUGCUGUGUCUGGGGAGGUGCCCUGGCAGGCCAGCCUGAAAGAAGGAUCCAGACAUUUCUGUGGAGCCACCGUGGUGGGUGACCGCUGGCUGCUGUCCGCCGCUCAUUGUUUCAACCACACCAAGACGGCAGAGCAGGUGCAGGCGCACCUGGGCACCGUGUCCCUGAUGGGUGUCGGCGGGAGCCCCGUGAAGCUGGGGCUGCGGAGGGUCUUCCUGCAUCCCCAAUACAACCCAGGCAUCCUGGACUUUGACAUGGCCUUGCUGGAGUUGGCACGGCCACUGGUCUUCAACAAGUACAUCCAGCCCAUCUGUCUCCCCCUGGCCAUCCACAAGUUCCCUGUGGGCCGGAAGUGCAUGAUCUCAGGCUGGGGCAACACUCAGGAGGGAAAUGCCACCAAGCCCGACAUCCUGCAGAAGGCGUCUGUGGGCAUCAUAGAGCAGAAGAUGUGUGGCUCCCUCUACAACUUCUCCCUCACGGACCGCAUGCUCUGCGCUGGCUUCCUGGAGGGCAGAGUUGACUCCUGCCAGGGUGACUCUGGCGGCCCCCUGGCAUGCGAGGAGACCCCCGGUGUCUUUUACCUGGCUGGCAUCGUGAGCUGGGGCAUAGGCUGUGCUCAGGCUAAGAGGCCCGGUGUAUAUGCCCGCAUCACCCGUCUCAAGGACUGGAUCCUGAGGGUCAUGUCCUCAGGCCUCAACUCCACACCGCACCCCCAUACCUCCAGCACACAGCUUAUCCCUAACCAGCCCGCCAGAACCACAGAGGCCACCACCAGCAGACCUGCAACCCCCAGGGGCACCAGCAGGGUGACCACUAAACCACCCAACACCACACUAGCUGCCUGGAGCACCACUACCAGGGGACAGACACCAGCUGCGAAUGCCCCGGGUGCCGCCACACAUUCCCAGCUGCCAGACUGCGGCCUGGCGCCCCCCGGGGCCCUGACCCGGAUCGUGGGAGGCAGCUCGGCUUCGCGUGGGGAGUGGCCCUGGCAAGUGAGCCUCUGGUUGCAGCACAGGGAGCACCGCUGCGGGGCUGUGCUGGUGGCUGACAGGUGGCUUCUGUCCGCUGCACACUGCUUUGACACCUAUGGGGACCCUGUGCAGUGGGCAGCUUUUCUGGGCACCCCGUUCCUAAGCGGCGCCGAGGGCCAGCUGAAGCGCGUGGUGCGCAUCUACCGCCACCCUUUCUAUAACCUCUACACGCUGGACUACGACGUGGCGCUGCUGGAGCUGGCGGGUCCCGUGCACCGCAGCCGCCUGGUGCGACCCAUCUGCCUGCCAGGGCCUGCGCGGCCCCCCGAAGGCGCGCGCUGCGUCAUCACCGGCUGGGGCUCGCUUCGUGAGGGAGGCUCCAUGGCUGUGCAGCUGCAGAAGGCAGCCGUCCGCGUGCUCAGCGAGCAGGCCUGCCGCCGCUUCUACCCCGUGCAGAUCAGCAGCCGCAUGCUGUGCGCGGGCUUCCCGCAGGGCGGCGUGGACAGCUGCUCCGGUGACGCAGGGGGGCCCCUGGCCUGCAGGGAGCCAUCGGGCCAGUGGGUGCUGACUGGGGUCACCAGCUGGGGCUACGGCUGUGGCAGGCCCCACUUCCCGGGUGUCUACACUCGAGUGGCUGCUGUGCUGGGAUGGAUAACCCAGAGCAUCCAGGAGUGACCACCGUGUGGCCAGUGAGUGACCCAAGCCUGGGAUGGAGGAACGCGGAACUACCUGCGGCAGUGUGUACUGUUCCAAUAAACAGUCGCUUCCCCUA
This is a messenger RNA of Mesocricetus auratus (golden hamster), 3471 nucleotides long. It is a transcript of the gene Tmprss9, whose product is annotated as transmembrane serine protease 9. Gene Ontology annotation, molecular function: serine-type endopeptidase activity; protein binding. The record is from RefSeq and is a predicted model, not a curated record. The coding region runs from base 111 to 3374 and encodes 1087 amino acids. Gene Ontology annotation, biological process: proteolysis. The transcript has 19 exons. NCBI's taxonomy places the organism in Eukaryota, Metazoa, Chordata, Mammalia, Rodentia, Cricetidae.